Molecule: messenger RNA, 11378 nt
Organism: Diorhabda carinulata
Lineage: Eukaryota; Metazoa; Arthropoda; Insecta; Coleoptera; Chrysomelidae
Gene: Cip4
Product: formin-binding protein 1-like
Exons: 13
Coding region: 168-2036 (622 amino acids)
Biological process (GO): signal transduction
Molecular function (GO): protein binding
Source: RefSeq, a predicted model, not a curated record
GGUAUUUCAUUCUUGAAGUUGAUUUCAUACUCGAACGAUCAGACAAAAGUCGAAGAACAGCCAUGUUGGGUAGUGUCGGUGAAAACGGUGUAUAUUCUUAGAGAUAUAUUUUCGAUUAUUUGUGCUUGUGUUGUGCUAUUUGUUAAGUGUUUGACAUAGUUUGGAUUAUGACUGCUUUAACCGAAAAUUUAAACUGGGGCACUGAGCUCUGGGAUCAGUAUGACAAUCUGUCCCUUCAUACAUUAAAAGGAAUAGACUUUUUGGAAAAAUAUGGUCAAUUCGUAAGGGACCGUGCUACAAUAGAAUGCGAGUAUGCUUCAAAAUUAAGGAGACUAGUCAAAAGUUAUCAACCUAAGAAAAAAGAUGAAGAAGAUUACCAAUUUACUUCUUGCCAGGCUUUCAAAAUGUUAAUGAACGAAGUUAACGAUUUAGCUGGUCAACACGAAUUAGUCGCCGAAGAUCUACAAGCGAAUGUUAUAAAGGAACUUACGGCAUUAGUUAAGGAUCUUAAAGAAGAACGGAAAAAACAACUACAGGAAGGUUUACGACUAUCACAAUCUCUACAAGCUCAAAUCGAGGCAUUACAAAGAGCGAAAAAAGCGUACGAUAAAGCGUACAAAGAAUCGGAAAAGGCGAUAGAAAGUUUUCAAAAAGCGGACGCGGAUUUUAAUUUGUCGAGAGCCGAAGUGGAAAAACAAAGGUCGAAUAUGUCACAUAAGACGCAAGCUUGUGAUUUAGCGAAAAAUGAAUACGCACAACAGUUGCAAAGAACUAACGAGCUACAGCGACAACAUUUUAGAUCCGGAUUACCGGAAGUAUUUAGGCAACUUCAAGAACUGGAUGAAAAGAGAAUAAAAAAUAUAAAAAAUUUCAUUCGCGCUUCAGUCGAUAUCGAACGUAACGUUUUUCCUAUCAUAAAUAAAUGUUUAGACGGAAUCCUCAAAGCUGCGGACAUAAUUAACGAAAAAGAGGAUACUUUAUUAGUUAUAGAAAAAUACAAAUCUGGUUUUCAACCGCCCGAAGAUUUUCCAUUCGAAGAUUUAUCGAAAGCAGGAAGCGAUUCGGGAAGUGCUAGUAAUAUUAGUAGUAUACCAACAAGCGGUAAAGUUAAAGAAGGAAGUUAUACUGUCAAAGGAACGAUAACGAAUAAGGCGAUGAAGAAACGAGGAGGACUCUUCCAUAUAUUCGGAAGCAGAGGGCUUUCGGAAGUCUGUAUGGCGAUAAAGAAUGCUGCAAUUUCUGACGGAAAGGAGGACUUGAGCGAAUUGCCACCGAACCAGAGGCGGAAAAAAUUGAUGCUCAAAGUUGAAGAACUCAAAAAUAAAGUUGCUCAAGAGACAGCGGCUAGAGACGGACUCAUGAAAAUGAAGGGUGUAUACGAGGCUAAUCCGGCGUUAGGUGAUCCUCGGACAAUAGAAAGUCAAUUGAAUGAAUGUAGCCACAGAUUAGAUAAACUUCAACAAGAUUUAGCCAGGUACCAAACUUAUUUAGAAGAUGCCAUUAAAGGAAUCCAAUCGGGAGCUAACCAUUCUUCCCUUACGAAUUCCCCUAGGUUAGUAAAUGGUACGAGAAGAAGAAAUUCUGGUGGAAGUGCAGCCGAGGAAGAAUCUUUAAGUAGAUCGGCCAGUGAUAGUAGCGUGAAUCAUAAUAACCAUAAUAAUCAUAAUCAUAGUAAACCGUCAGCUCCUGGUACCCCUCAAAUGAAUAAUCAUGGUUGUUCAAAUAGUCCCGAAAGUGGCCUUGGUACUUCACAUACAUCCCUUCCUGGUGCUGAUUCAGACCCCGAUCAAUACGACGGACAUGGAGUCGAAAGUGAAUAUUAUGAAGCGGAUAUGCUGCCAUCUAUUGGAACAUGUAAAGCAUUGUAUCCAUUCGAAGCUACAAGCGAGGGUAGCAUCCCAAUGGCGCAAGAUGAAGAACUCCACCUUAUCGAGUUGGAUCAGGGUGAUGGAUGGACGCGCGUGCGCCGUAUGUUAGGUGAUAUGGAAGGUUUUGUGCCAACUUCCUAUAUAGAAUAUUCGUUGUUUAAUACUUAAGUAAAAAAAAAGGAAAUAAAAGAACUAAAAAAUUUUGAUGGUGGUAACUUAAGGAUAUGAAGAGCAUCAAUUUUUUAAGAUUGAUUAUAUUUUUGUAAAUUAUUUAUGCAAUAUUUAAAAAAAAAUAAAAUUGAUAGACGUUGGUAGACGGUUGAAGGUUCAUAGAGGCUUUUUUCAAAUUUAUAUUUUUUAUAAUUUUUUUCAUGUCACUAUUACUUACACAUUUCAUCUGAUUCACAAUUUCUGGUAUAAAUUUACAAAAAAUAGUAUUUUUAAAGAUAUUAUUUUUGACCUAUAAUCAUUAUAUUUAUAAGAAGUUAUGACAGUCUUGUUUAGAUAAAAGUAUUCUCAAACUAUACUACACUAUUUUUUAAGAUUUCAAUUCGUUCAGAUACCUAAUUGAUUGUUAUUUCUAACAAGAAAGAUUUUAAGAGUAUAAACCAUACACUUACUCCCCAAUUAUUCAGUGUCGUAGGCUUAAAAUAAUUUUGAGUUGUGUUUUUAAAUUUAGUAUGUAAGACAAAUAAAAACAAGAAUUUUUAAACCCUUUCUUCUUUUCAAUUAAGUUGGUUUUUGGAUAAUAUUCUUUUGCCAAAACUAUCCUGAUAUAGAAAUUAUGACAGUCUUGUUAUAAAACAAAUAUUACCAUCUAUACCAUUGCUAUCUCAUCCUAUAUAUUACAAUUGUUGCUCCAAAAUGUUUUCUUCUCCAUUAAGAUGGUGUAAAAGUCUUGUUGUGAUACAUUAUGGGGACUUAUGAUAUUACCAAAAUUAAAGCUCCUCUCUGAUUAAGUCUAGAAUAUAUCCAGUUAAUCUUUUCAGAUUUUGAUAUUGUUCCCUAAAUUAGUCGUUGUUUUUCUUUUUGUUUGAUUGAGAUGGUUUUUCGCCAAAAUUCGUUUGUCAAAAUUACCCUAGUAUGAAGAUUAUGACCAUCUUGUUAUGUCACAAGUAUUAUCCAGUAUUAAAAGCGUAGUGUGGAGUAAUAUAUACUUGGGAGAAGUCGCAUCAACGAGGAUUCUUUUAAAAGUUACGACAGUCUUGUUGCACUACAAGUAUUAUUCACUAUUCCAUCACUAUCUUACAAUAUAAGGUACUUAUUACUAAAGCUUUCCUCUCUGAUGAAGCUUGUAGUAUAUUGAUAUCUUAAAACCUACUCAUUAGGGUAGUUUACUUUCGUAAAAAAGAUUCUCACCAAGAUUGAGCUCUUAACACCAAUUUUUGCAAUGGUAAAAUUUUAUAUUAAAAUUGUAAGUACUUAAAAUUGAUAUUAAGAACUCAAACUUGGUGAGAAUUUUUUUUCUAUAUGUAUAUUUUACUUGAGCACCGAAAAAAACAUUGUUUUCGGAUCAAUUACUAAUGUUUCUUCAGUCAGCUCAGAUUUUUUAGCGUUGAACUGUGAUAUUUUGAGUUGUGUCUUUAUUGAUCAAAAUCGAUUACAUCUACUCAUAGAAAUGCUAUUAUUUUAUAAAUUUAAAUAUUAACAUAUUUACAUAAUUAACUUUUCCGUAAAAUAUACUCUUAAUUAAUAUUUUUUUUUUUUUCGCAAGAUUUUGAGAAAGUCUCUACAAACCUCGACGACCUGACGCAAUAUUCUCUUCUGUUUGUAUGUACAUUUAUAAUAUUUUUAUAAAUUAGCUAAUAAAUGAAAAAAUAUAUAUAUUUACUUUUUUUAAAUUUUCUUUUCUAAGUGUUUACGUUAUUCUUUGUUUUAUUGAACAAUAUAAAAACUCGAGAUCAAAGUAUUUCUUAGUCAUAUAUUUAUAAUGUGUUGCUUAUAUGCCAAGUAAAGUAUCUAAAUCAAAGGGGAGAGUGCAAAAUACUACUGUAUAAUCAAUUUUUAAUCGAUUCUGUAUAAAGAAAAUUUAAAUUUUAUCAUACGCUGCUUUUCACAUUCCUUCUUAACUAAAUCAUUUUUAUUUCAAUGUUUUAAUGCAUUUCGCAACCAAUGAUUAACAUUUUAGUAUUUUGGAAUCUCCCUCUAACUAUUAUUAUUAUUAUUAUUAUUGAGAAUAUGUGGCUUAGCGCAAUUAUUUAGUUCCUAUGAAAGGAACUUAGCUGUUGUUUAGUGAAUAUGGGAUUGAUAUUAAUUUUAUAACCUUAAAACAAUUAAAAUUUACGCUUAACUAAUCUAUCAUCCUGUUUAAUUAGUUUCCACCUGGUAUUACAGCUCGAUGUAAGCUUUGAUUUCCCGCACACUUUGUCUCUAGCUUUUCUUAUUACUUUGAGAAUAAAGUAUUUGACAAGUGGUUUAAAUGAUUUAUAUCAUGCAAAAUUAUUAUAUAUUUAAAAUCAAUUUUUAAAGUUUUUGGUUUAAACUUACCGCUAAAAAACGCUCAUUAUCAAUAUUAUGAUGCAAUGACGUCAGUACAUAGUAAACUUGUGAUUAGUGAACGGCACUCUUUACUCUUUAUUUAUUUUUGUACCAUAAAAUAUGUUAUCAGUGGUAUGGGUAGUGCCCCAGUGUACUGAUACUUUCUUAAAAACAGCACUAAAAGAACGAAAAAAGUGGUUACAUCUUGCUUGAACAAAUCCAGGUGACUUAUGUGCUAUAACUCCAAUUGAUAUUUGUGUGAUGUAAGUAUUAAUUGUUAUAUUUAUUUUUCUAACCUUAAAAUAAAUUGAAAUAAUGAACUUAACCUAAGUAAGCGAAAUAUCAUAACUUUAACGUUAAUAAAUAAAAGAACAAUCCAUCAAGUAAAUAAUUAUAUACUCACAUUGAAAUUUUAAAAGCACAGAAAUAAUCGGUUACAAAGAAGCCUGCCACCAUAAUCGCAUCUAGUAUUGACAAGUUGGAUAAACUUACAUAUAACCUCAAAAAAAAAAUAAAAUUAUUAAUUCACUGAUAGCAGAAACAAAGUAAAUCAAAAGGAAUCAAGAGUUUACUAUUUAGUGACGUUACUAGCAGUUUACUGGUUCGGACAAAAUGUUUAAAUUAAUGAAUUUCUUUCAUUAUUAUUAUAUUUUUUAACAAAUAUUAAAGAAAAAAACUUUUGAGAAUUCUAGCAAUAAAUAAAAAUCUGAAUACUUUUAUUUUUUACCUCUGGCAAAUACCGUAUUCUCUUUAGCUUUUGGGAAUUGAGCCCGCAGAUAAUGCUGGAUUUUCCGAAAAUGUGAAUUAUUUUGUAAUCAUAUCCUCUCAUCAUCAUCAUCAUCAUCAUCAUAAAAUAUCUUUAUUACUUUUUUUUUGAAAUCCGUGAAGUAUUUUUUAUCUGCCGUAGUUUUAAAUCCAUGUCUCAUUACCGUAGGUCACAACCGAUCGAAUGAUCUACGAUUUAUUCAGUUUAAUGUAUUAAUGUAGUUCUGGUAUCUAUAAAUAUUCCAUGUACUUAUCUGUAAUUUACUAUACCGUAGGAAUAUAGAUAAGAUUUCUACCCGUUUGGUUUCAACUUUUGCUUCCUCAAAUUGCCCGUCUCCAAUUCAACCCUAUUUUUUUCAAGUUGUUUGCCAUUUCCGUAUUCCAUUGUCUUCUGGGUCUUCUUUUUAAUUCAUUUUCGUUUCUCAUAUCACCUUAACUGAUCUGUCUUCAAUCUUACGGUGCCCAAACCAUCUCAAGUUUUGUUUAAUUUCUUGCACCACACUCAAUAAGUUUAAUUUACAUCUAAUUGUGUCAUACCUUAUUUAAUCUAGUCUUUUAACCCUUGCUAUUUUUCUCAGAAUCUUCAUUUCAUACGUUAUUAUUUCCUGCUUCAAUAUGUUGGUUAACAAAUUUGCAACCAUUGAUCAGUAUUUAUAGUAGUACAAACUAGUAGAUUUUCAUUUUGUAUUCGUAAAUUCUUCCAACUGGACUUAAAAUUCUUUUCAGAUACUUAAGCUUGUUAAACUCUUCUUUUCAUGUUAUUGUACUAUCACAAUUAUUUCUUCUGGUAUGUUUGAUAGUUCCAUUAUUUCAUUCAGUAAUAUUACAUUUCUUUACUUCACUUUUGGAUCUUAUUUUUGUUUAUUUUGGCUUCCCAAACCACCUUAACUAUUCUGUCCUAUUCCUUUCUUACCAUGUAUCGAAUCCAUCGAGAUUGUUGUUUUAUUUUUCUUCUUCCUCAAUUGUUCCAUCUGGUCUUACUUUUGUCCCAUGAUACUCUAGUUAACGCUCUUCUUUUUGUACUUUUACAGUUUCUUCUGGUACGUUUGAUAUUUUCAUUAUUUCUGUCUUUUGUAUGUUCAUCCUCAGUUUGUAUUGUUCCAAUUCUCACUUUAUUUCUGGAUCUUUUUUUUGGUUAUUUUGGUUUCCCAUAUCAACUUAAAUGUUCUGUCCUCUUCCAUUCGUACUUAAAUCACCUCAGCUGUUGCUCUAUUUUUCUUUUUCGAAAAUUCUUCUAUUAGGUCUUACAAUUAUUUUUAACUUGUUAAAGCUCUUCUUUUCAUGUUAUUGUACUUUCACGGUUAUUUCUUCUGGUAUGUUUGAUAUUUUCAUUAUUUCUGUCUUUUGUAUGUUCAUCCUCAGUUAGUAUUGUUCCAAUUCUUACUUCACUUCUGGAUCUUUUUUUUUGGUUAUUUUGGUUUCCCAUAUCAACUUAAAUGUUCUGUCCUUUUUCAUUCUUACUUAAAUCACCUCAGCUGUUGCUCUAUUUUUCUUUUUCGAAAAUUCUUCUAUUAGGUCUUAUAAUUAUUUUUAACUUGUUAAAGCUCUUCUUUUCAUGUUAUUGUACUUUCACGGUUAUUUCUUCUGGUAUAUUUGAUAUUUUCAUUAUUUCUGUCUUUUGCAGUCCAUAUUGUUUAAUUCCUUUGCUCCACUUCUCUUUUGCAGCAUUACGAUUUCCAAUUGUUUUUGUCUGGUACAUUUUUUAGUUUUUAUUCAGCUUCCUAUAGACACUGUUGUUAUCUAAAAAAAUCGAAUGACAUUCACUUUUGUUUAAUAUCAAAGUUGUGCUAUUGAAUGCAUAAUAAUUGGUCUGUAAGCUUUGAUUGGAAAGAAAAACGUUUUUUCGUCCUAUUCAUUAAUUAAAUUCGCCCUUUUCAUUAAUCAUCGAUACUUGUUUAGUCGAAUAAGUCGUACUAUUAAGUUGAAAUUUCUGGAACCGUUGGUAAUAAUCUUACUGAACACACUGUUUACAUACACCACCACUACACCAACACUCACAAUUACACGGUAAGGUAAGUUUACCUUCAGUCUCUGAAGACGAUAAGUUGGUUAUCGAAACGCGCGUCAGACAGUGUAAUUAUGAGUAUUGGUGUAGUGGUGGUGUAAACAGUGUGUUCAUUAAGUCGUAAUAUUGUAUUAAGGUUUUAAAAUUCAAUACUACCCCCUAAAUUAUAUAGCGAUUACUUUGUACAUAGUAUGCAGAUAUUAAUUAUUGAGAUGUAUUGUAAAAUAUAUAUAUUGUAUGUAUAAUAACUGUAAUUUGCUAAAAAAAAUCAAACUUUUAAAUAAUCUCUAUAAUUUUUUCAACGAUAUUUGUUUUUUGCAUCUAUAGAUUUUACAAUGGAGAGAAUCGGAUAUAAUUAUAAGGAAAAGUUGAUUAGCAAGAACACUUUUAUAUAUUUCCUCAUCAAUUUUGAUAACUUGUUAUAUUUAUUAUUAGCUUUCAACUAUAAAGCAAUGGUGCUGAUAUUUCUCUUUUUGAUAUCCUUUCAUUUUCAUAUUUUUUCGUUCCCAGAUGUGUCAUUACUCACUAUUUCUUAAACCACCACGGUUAUAAGUAAUCCUAUAUUAAAACAAUGCUCAAAAUUAUUAAAAAAAGAACAUUUUGAACAGAAAUACAAAUUAAAAACAUAAAACACAAAAAUUACAUUAAGAUUUGAAAAUAGUAUAUGGUCACUACAGCUGUUAUUGACGCUCAAUUUUAAGUCACUUUUAUCAGCAUAAACUGUUCACUUCACGUCGACCUACAGGAAAUAAUCAAAAUGUGUCAAUUCAUGCGACCUUGGAGGCCAAUUGAGUGGUACUUGAAAUCAACUUAUUGCCAGCCAAAUUUUGAUUUGGAUGUCAUUGUUAAUGGUGCCAUAACCAUUUUUAUGUAACUUAUUUUUUAGAGAAAUCUAAUAAUGCUUUCAGCGUGAAAACACCACCAAACGGUGCAUUUUUCUGUCCGUAAUGGAAUUAUUUCACUCAGUAUGCGGCAAUUUUGUCUAUUAACGAAUCCACAAAGUCUAAAACAUAAUUUGGAAAAAAAUAAAAUCGAUACAUAUAAUGGUCUCGUGGUUUCAAUUUUUCCAACCAACACCAAAUUAUUAAAUUUGUAUCUCGUUCCAUACGUUUUAGUAGAUCGAUUUGGUCGCUUCGUAUCUUUACCUAAAAAGAUAUUUUAUAUAUGAUCCUGCAUCUCAUUUUUCUACUUUCCAAUGAGGCUAUUUUUCUGGGUUUUUGGUCCCAAAUAUUAGCACUACUCUUUCGAGCCUUUUGCUGUAAUUGGCAGUUUUAAUUAUAUGAUUUUCUCACAGAAUCUGCAUCUAUCUUUGCUAUGCCUUGUCAGAAGACCCACCUCAAGUUGAACAAUCAGCUGAAAUUGAGAAAAAAUUUGUUGAGUUCCACAUUUUUUUUAGUAAUUCUUCUAAAUUUUAAGAAAGGUUAAGGAAGUUUCAAGCAAAUUCGAAUUAUUUUUGUGCUGAAUCUCUCUAUUUCCAAAAUAUCAAUAUUAUAAUUAAUAGAUCAAAAAUCUGACUAGAGGUUCCCAAUUUUUUUUCCUCGUUGGCCACUGGUUUUGAUGUUUAUAUAUUUCUACCUAUAAAUUAUAAAAAAACGUGAGGAUCAGAUCUAACAAUGCUUCUUGUCUCUUAUCAAACCUCUGGGUGUUCACUUGAACCACUUUGGGAAUUACUACCAUAGACUUAUGAUGUUUCGAAUAAAGUUAUAUUGAAAUUCAUCGAAGAUGCUACUGUUCAAUUAAAAAAAAAGUUGAUUUAACCUGAAGUCGUAUACAACUAUAAGAAAAAAAUAUAUUAAUACUUUUCAUUCUAAAUAUCCAAUUGACCAUUAUGGUAUACUAUGUAGAUACACACCUUAUUUGUAGUUAGUUAGAGAAAGUUAAAGACGCACAGUUUAUUGAUACUAAAUCAUUUGUUAUUCCAUGAGAACUGUACUGGAAAAUUCUUUCAUGGUGUAAAGAAGCUACAGAUCCACGAACUGCGAUUGUUUUAAAUUGUGUCGCCGGGUUGCAUAACAAACAUUUUUCAGGAGAACUGAUUUUUUUGUCGCGCCUAGGGGAAUUGAGAUACGAUCUAAAUCUCUCGUUGUUGAUCUGUCCCUAGGUUAGUAGAUUUUAGAAAGGAUUUGGCUGGUUUGGCAACAAACUAAAGCUCCAAAUAACGACAAAAUCAUCCACUAUAUUUCUAUGUAACUGAACGAAACGUUAUACUCGAGGGGCUAAAUCGUCUUCCUCAGGUUUCCUUGUUACCAGCCAAAUCAAUUAAAAUGUCGUCUUUAUCCCAAUCUGGCCCAUAAUGUUUUGUCAGUAAGUUUCUCACAUUACGAAGUUUUAGGAGCGUAACUACGGCAUCAAUAAUAUUCUUUUUAGUUUCAGUUUUAUUUAAUUUUAAGCCGUCUUACUGUGCGGUGUAUAACUGUUUGUUUGGGGGUCAUGCCAUAUGCUUAUUACUCCAUGUCUGUUGCUUUUCUAUUUCUCCCCAUUUUAUUCCCUUUAUCUCAGCAGCUUAUUUACAUACAUUGAUAGCCUGCUUCCAUUCGGUAUAGUCUCUUCAGGCUUAAAAACUAUUCCAAUUCUAACGCUUUGAAAAUUUUUGUCAAAACCACAUCUAGAGAAAUGAAUAAAAGUCCAGGAAUGGGAAAAAUUUCCCUUAUCUUCUUCAGGUUCAUAGGCGCAUGGCGUGCCAACCAAUAUUAAAGCAUAAACAUCAUCCGUUUGGGGUAAUCAUGCUCUCCCCAAGUGUAAAUAGUUUGGUAUGGUAUUUUUGAUAAUGCAAAGUUCUUUCGGCAGUCGAAACUUCCAGAUAAGUAGGUCGUCUCUCUUCUCCUUUACAUAUGCCACAAGUUUUUCAUUCGUGCUGAAGUAAUGUCUCACAGAAAUCUUAACUGCGACAGUAAUGAGAUUAAAUAAUACACUUGAACGAUUUUAUGAAAGCAAUCACAGGAAUACCAGGAACCUUCUUAGAGGGUGUUUGAAUAAAGUACUUCACACUCAUGGUUUUUGGUUUACGCUGGCUGUUACGACGUUUGAGAGGAAGUUUUUGUUGAAUUUGUUUAUCAGGUUGGUCAUAAAACGCUAGUGAAACUUGUUUAUAUCACUCACCUUCUGAGAGCUGUAAUGGUCAGCUGUAGAUGAAUUCCCUCAUUGGGGUUUCUUCAGGUUUCCAGUAGAGCAGUGUCUGUAAAAAGAAACGUAAAAACCAUUAAGAAAUCAUGAAGACGAUCUUUCAACACUACAUUAGGAAAUGAGAGUAAAACUCCGAUGGUGAUGAAAAAAUCAAUACAUUAAAACUUUCUCCUGGUUCUUUUUUCAUGCAAAUGGAUCCUGCCUUCAUUAUCACACAACUUUCAGGCGGCAAGCAAAGAUGUAAACUAAACCAGUGAUUUCCAAUAUGGUCCAGGUGCACCCCCAGGGGUCCACAGGAAGUUCUACAACAAGAGUGUGCUCGAAUUUCCAUAGUUAGAGUUGGUAAUAUGGUAUAAACCUAUCAACUGAAACUAGUAGUUAGUAUUUUGAAAGUGGUUUAUGAGAAAACUUCUGAACUAAGCUAUCGUCAAUAUGUGUUAUGGUAAGCAGGAACCCUCAAAACGCUCGGUUUUGACUGGUUUUGUUAUGGUUUAUCGUUGCCAAUGGGUGGGAAUGUUAGUAAAGGACAAUAAACAAUUUUCCGAUAAUUAAGGAGUUGGUCGACUUUGCCUCCAGACGACACAAUUCUUAAUAUAGUACCCUAUAUUCUAAGCAAAAAUCAUAUAGAAUUCUUAAUGGAGCUUAAAUGAAAAUUAUGUUCUGUUUUUUCUCAAUAAUUUUUUUGGUUAUUUCCAGUACCAUCAAUUUUUAGUUAUGUAGAAUAGGUAAUGAAAGAAAAUUCAAAAAUAAUUUGUUAAGUUAAUUUAUAUAAAUUUAUUUGGAACAAUUUAGUACCCAUUAUAUAUAAAAUGUUUUGCAGAUGUUUUAAGUAAAAUAUAACAACCCUUGGAUGGAUUUUGACUUAUUUAUUUACUUCGAAAUAAAUUUUAUUUGGAUCAUAUUUAAUUUUGGUGGCCGUUGGUGUAUCGUAUUUCAUUUCUCACAUAUCAUUAAUUUCAUAUCACCAUUUUAAACAUAUUUUCCUAAAUUAUCAUGGCAUCUUUAAAAUAUUUAUGUCCAUUAAAUACUAUGUGAAACGUGAUUUUAUGGAAAGGUCGAUUUUUCUAUGCUAAUACUAAUAAUAUCAAAUCUGUGAGUGUAUAUGACUGAUCUUGUAAAAUAAACUAGCAUUGAAUGUA